This is a messenger RNA of Vanessa tameamea, 1883 nucleotides long. Its product is annotated as spidroin-1-like. Bases 183 to 1712 code for a protein of 509 amino acids. The record is from RefSeq and is a predicted model, not a curated record. NCBI's taxonomy places the organism in Eukaryota, Metazoa, Arthropoda, Insecta, Lepidoptera, Nymphalidae. The transcript has 6 exons.
CUCCACCAGUAUGGCCACGACCUGUUCCUAUACCACAGCCAGCUUGUCCACCUCCAGUAGUCCUCCCUGGAAGAGCUUAUCCAGUACCGGUACCUGUUCCUAGUGAUCCUGUUGUAAUCAGAGUACCAGUACCCGUUCCAUCGCCACCAGAAAAAAUAUAUGUACCGGGUCCCUCGGUACCUAUGCCAUAUCCCGUUAAAACACCAUACCCAGUACCGUAUGGUGUACCUCGUCCUGUCCCAGUACCAUCACCUCCAAGAUUGAUUCCAGUGCGAGUUCCUGAGCCAAUUCCAGUACCAGGACCGACAAGAGAUGUACCAGUUCCAUACCCAGUUCCAUCACCACCUAUUCGCAUACCUGUUCCAUCCCCACCAGUACCUGUUCCGUACCCAGUGAACCGCUACAUACCCGUACCAGGCAAGGACAGAUUAAUUCCAGUGCCAGUACCCAUCAGCCAAACGAAGAUUUACCCAGUGCCAGUAAUCAUCUAUUUAGAUCCGUUAUGUAGAGUGAAAUCACCAUUAGUGCCCUUCUUCUAUCCUGGCGAUUAUUGUAGCGUACACGUUUGUAAGGUCAAAUACAAUUUUGUAUACAUCGAAACGAAAAUCGCCGAAGGAUGCAAUAUAGGUCUUAAUGACAUAUCAGCUCACGCCAACGCUAAUGCAAAUGCCGGCGCUUACGGUGGUUUCGGUGGAAGCUCCGCUCAAGCUGAUGCUACUGCCAACGCUCUUGCAGGUGGAUGGGGAGGUCUAGGCGGUCUAUCCUCCGCUCAAGCAGAUGCUUCUGCUAACGCUCUUGCAGGUGGAUGGGGAGGUCUAGGCGGUCUAUCCUCCGCUCAAGCAGAUGCUUCUGCCAACGCUCUUGCAGGUGGAUGGGGAGGUCUUGGUGGUCUAUCCUCCGCUCAAGCAGAUGCUUCUGCUAACGCUCUUGCAGGUGGAUGGGGAGGUUUAGGCGGUCUAUCCUCCGCUCAAGCAGAUGCUUCUGCUAACGCUCUUGCAGGUGGAUGGGGAGGUUAUGGCGGUCCAUCGUCCGCUCAAGCAGAUGCAUCUGCCAACGCUCUCGCAGGUGGAUGGGGAGGUCUAGGCGGUCUAUCCUCCGCCCAAGCAGAUGCUUCUGCUAACGCUCUUGCAGGUGGAUGGGGAGGUUAUGGUGGUCCAUCCUCCGCUCAAGCUGAUGCUUCUGCCAACGCUCUUGCAGGUGGAUGGGGAGGUUUAGGCGGUCUAUCCGCCGCCCAAGCAGAUGCUUCUGCUAACGCUCUAGCAGGUGGAUGGGGAGGUUAUGGCGGUCAAUCCUCCGCUCAAGCUGAUGCUUCUGCCAACGCUCUUAGUGGUGGAUGGGGAGGUCUAGGCGGUCUAUCCUCCGCCCAAGCAGAUGCUUCUGCUAAUGCUCUUGCAGGUGGAUGGGGAGGUUAUGGCGGUCAAUCCUCCGCUCAAGCUGAUGCUUCUGCCAACGCUCUUAGUGGUGGAUGGGGAGGUUAUGGCGGUCCAUCGUCCGCUCAAGCAGAUGCAUCUGCCAACGCUCUCGCAGGUGGAUGGGGAGGUCUAGGUGGUCUAUCCUCCGCUCAGGCAGAUGCUUCUGCCAACGCUCUCGCAGGUGGAUGGGGAGGACAAGGCGGCUUAUCUUCCGCUCAAGCUAAUGCUGCUGCUAACGCCGCAGCUAGUGGUUUUGGCGGAUGGCCUUUAGGUGUUGGUAUCAAAAGUGCAGAAGAAUGAAAAUAACAACGAAUAACAAUUAACGCUAAAAAUAUAAACCGAUAACUGGGAUCUUUACGUUGACAUGGCUAAUAAACUGGAAUUGAAGAUGUUAAAAUAAGAUUAAUAGCAUUGUAAAAUAGAUAUUAAUGCACGUUUUUUACUUAUACAAAUAAAUUAGUGGGACAAAAA